Messenger RNA from Durio zibethinus, 1379 nucleotides. RefSeq names its product protein CURLY FLAG LEAF 1-like. Gene Ontology annotation, molecular function: protein binding. The record is from RefSeq and is a predicted model, not a curated record. NCBI's taxonomy places the organism in Eukaryota, Viridiplantae, Streptophyta, Magnoliopsida, Malvales, Malvaceae.
GUGGGUGCAGACAGAUGUGGGCCCACCCAGGGUUUAUGUCCUAUAUUCCCACGCGCACUUACAAUGGAGCGUGAGUCUUUGUGUUUCUAGUUCGACCCACCCAAGAAGAAUUCUUAUUAUCAGAUUCAAAAAAAAAAAAAAAAAAAGAGAGAAUUCUUAUUAGUUAUCAUCUCUCAAACACAAACAAACCCUUCUUUCCCCUCCCUUAUUUUAUGGUCUCCAUAAGUAUUCUCUUCAAAAUCCGACCUCUCCUAAUCUCUCUCUCUCUUUCUUUUUCUUCUCCCUUCUUUCAAUUUGUCAUCGUUUCUUGUUUUUUUGGUGGGACUUUUGGAUUAGUAAUGACAGCACCAAACAUGGCAACGAUCACAGAAUCUUUGGAGAGGUCUUUACAAAACUGUUCUUUGAACCAAGAAAGAAGAAGCAGCAGCAGCGGAGGUGGCGUUGAAGAAGGGAUAAUAGGGAGGUCUUUGACAUCAGAUGAUAACAACCUUCCAAACACCGGUUCUGACACUAGCUUGGAGCUCAACUCCCAUCUCUCUCUUCCUUACCAUUGGGAACAAUGCCUUGAUCUAAAGACAGGGGAGAUUUACUACAUAAACUGGAGGAAUGGAAUGAAAGCAAGGGAGGAUCCAAGGACAGCAGCUGAUUACAGUGGAGAUUUCUACUCAGAAGAAGAGGAGGAAGAAGAAGACGAUGAUGAUAGAUCAUGUGACAGUGAGGGGUCACCAUCGGAGUCAUCUCCUUCUUCAAGAGAGAGAGGACAUUACAGUAAUAACAACAACAGGAACAACAGCCAACAUCGGUCAGAGAAAGGCAAAGAUAAUGUCUUGGUUGUGGCUGGUUGCAAGAGCUGUCUUAUGUAUUUCAUGGUCCCCAAGCAAGUCGAAGAUUGCCCCAAAUGUAAUGGUCAACUUCUUCACUUUGAUCGAUCCGAAAGUAGUUGUCCAUGAAUCCUCUGUCUCCUUUUCUCUUUUUAGUUUUUUUUCUCCCUUUUCCAAUCUUCUUAAUUAGCUUGCUUUAUUCAUGAUCCAGCUUUUUUUUUUAUUUUUAUAUUUUUGAAUUUGAAAGAUUUUGAGGUGUGGAAUGAUGGCAUAUUAGACAAAUGAAUUAUUACUUCUUUUUCUCCCUUUAUGUUUUGCGUUUGUUUUGGGCGCCAUUGAAGUCCCAGCCGGAGCUGAGUUGAGGUUAAUGGUAAAAGAAAGAGAGAAUAAUAUUGAUGAUGAUUGCGACGUGUGGCUUUUAUUAUCGUUAGUUUCAUUUUUUUUUCCCCAGACAUGCUUUAUUCUAAGUAUUCUAAUUUCUCUGUGUAUCAGAACACUUGUAUUGACCUAGCGCAUCAUCAGUACAUGGAAUUUAUGCCGAUGUGCACUAUUCUUUUC